AAGACUCAAGAUGAUUGCUCUGAUCUUCACAGUAUUAUUUGGAACGAGAGCGGUGCUGGGUACCCAGGAGGCCUGCAGGUCGGGCAAGUUCACCUCCUCUGGCGAAUGCUGCAUCCAGUGCCAGCCUGGAGAAGGCGUCCUGAAAGAGUGCGGCCCAGACCAGACAGUGUGCACGCCAUGCCCGGACAGCGAGCAGUUCUCCCCCAGCUGGAGCCACACUGAGCGCUGUCAGCAGUGCACGCGCUGCACGGGCCUGAUGCGCAUGGACACGCCCUGCACCGACACCAACGACGCCACCUGCGUGUGCGACUACAACUACUACGCCCACCCUCUGGGCGGCUGCGCCCCCUGCACCGUGUGCCCCGUGGGCUCGGGCGUGCUCAUGCGCUGCACGCCGCAGCAGGACACGGUGUGUGAGCCGUGUGUGAACGAGCUGUACUCGGGCGACGACAGCGCGCUGGACCCCUGUCUGCCCUGCACCAUCUGUGAGGACGACGAGGUGCUGCUGCAGGCCUGCACCAGGACUACGGACACGCUGUGCCUAGUUGUGUUCUACACGUCGUCCGUGGGCCCCUCGACGGGCACCCCGACGCCCCCGUCCGACCCCACGUCCUCGUACGACCCGACCCCCGAGAGCGCCACCACCACGCCCUUCAUCCUCAACUCAACGCUCAUCCCCAUCUACUGCUCCAUCCUUGCGGCCGUGCUCGCAGGCCUGCUCGCCUUCAUCAUCUUCAAGAGGUGGAAUAGCUGCAAGCAAAAUAAGCAGGGUGCGGGCAUACGCACAGGCACUGCCAACCCCAGCCAGACGCCGUCGCCCGAGGGGGAGAAGCUCCAUAGCGACAGCGGCAUCUCUGUGGACAGCCAGAGUCUGCAGGAGCAGCUGCAGCAGGGAACACACACAGUGGUGAAGAUAGAUGGGGGUCCGUGUGCGGUGUUGCCGCUGCACUCGUGUGAGGAGGUGGAGAAGCUUCUGAUCCAGGGAGGGGAGGGGCACGACAUGACGCAGAAAACCGAUUGGUGCAGCCUGGCGGGGUUGCUAGGAUACGAGGAGGAGCGCAUCGCCACCUUCAGCAAGGAGGAGCGGCCUAUCCAGGCCCUGCUCACCGAUUGGGCGAGCCAAGAUUGCGCCAGCGUGGACACGCUCUGCUCCGCCCUGAGGAAGAUCAACCGCGACGACAUCGUGCAGAGCCUCGGCGUCAAGCCCACCGCCACGUCCGCCGUGUGAACACACACACACUC
Molecule: messenger RNA, 1242 nt
Organism: Sardina pilchardus (European sardine)
Lineage: Eukaryota; Metazoa; Chordata; Actinopteri; Clupeiformes; Clupeidae
Gene: ngfrb
Product: nerve growth factor receptor b
Exons: 7
Coding region: 11-1228 (405 amino acids)
Biological process (GO): Rho protein signal transduction
Cellular component (GO): cell surface; plasma membrane
Molecular function (GO): nerve growth factor binding; death receptor activity; coreceptor activity
Source: RefSeq, a predicted model, not a curated record